This is a messenger RNA of Diabrotica virgifera virgifera (western corn rootworm), 19937 nucleotides long. RefSeq names its product NACHT and WD repeat domain-containing protein 2. Gene Ontology annotation, molecular function: ATP binding; protein binding. The transcript has 21 exons. The record is from RefSeq and is a predicted model, not a curated record. The coding region runs from base 450 to 4571 and encodes 1373 amino acids. NCBI's taxonomy places the organism in Eukaryota, Metazoa, Arthropoda, Insecta, Coleoptera, Chrysomelidae.
CCACUGUGUGUAUGACUUACGUCAACCAUGCAUUCGGAUCGCUCCAAAUAUUUCGUCUAUUUAUGUAAAGUGUUGCUCUCGUAGUAAUUAUUUGUUGAAAGGGGACCGACCGACUACUGCGGCUUGAAACUUCGAUCUCGAAAUAAAAAUUUGUUUGUUUCCAUUGAACGCUUCGCGUAUAUUGCGGGGAAAACUAGAUACUUUUCGGGUCCUUUUUUAACUAUUUAAUUAGUUAUGGAUGCUUUUCGGACGACAAAUAUUCACUUAGGGGUAGGUGCCGUGGUACCGUUUAAAGACUAGUUUUAUUGUUUAUAUUUAUGGUGUGCCAAGGAGAUGGAUGGAUUUUGGACUUUUCAAAUAAUGUGUUAAGUGGAAUAGUUCGGGAGAAAUGUUAAAUAAAUUGAAGUAAUUAUUAAAAAAGUACAAAACAUAAGAAGAAAAAUACCAAGAUGGGGAAUUCCUGCAGCAGCGGACAGGCGCACAAAGACAAGGACAACAUGUCACAGAGGUCUGAAGAGUCGGGAAGUUAUCAGGUGCGAGCUAGUUUACCUUCAGAGAAACAACAAACGUUGCUGAACCACAUCACGCCUCAUUCCGGCGUCAUUUUGGAACCCACUACUGCCGGAAAACCUCAACUACCAUCUGGUAAUACUCCAACUACCACAGCGAGUGCUUUAGAACAUAAGCCGAGUCUAACAAAAUCGUUUAAAGGGACAACCAUCACUAGUGUCUCUGAUUCAAUGUCUUUAAGUUCGCCGCCAGGAAAUCAAAGUCCGAAGGAUUUUGAUAAACUAUUUGAUAGUAAUGUUCCAAAAGAGGUUUCUGAUCUGUCAGAAAACCUCCAAUGUUUGAUCAUGGGAAAAGUGGCCCAGACUAAGACUGUACUGAAAAGUAGGAAAAUCGUAAUUUAUAUAUGUGCUGCUGAUUCACAAGAUUGUAAUGUUGAGAAAGGGGCACUACAUAAUACCAUUUACCCCGAAUUAAGAGCAAACUGUAGAUCCAGAGGCUACGAGUUACAUAUCGUGGAUCUGCAUUGGAAAACUCUUCUAGAAAAGCAACAGGACCACGAAUUUCCGGAGUUAUGUAUAGGAGAACUCACAAGGCAAAUGGAAGUAGCGUACAUAAUUCCUGUGUUGUUUUUAAAUAACUCCUUAGGCACUCAAUUAUUGCCAAUUACCAUAGAAACUCAAGAUUUUAACGUAGCGAUGGAAAGUGCGGAAAAUCAAUCAGCCCAAGGACUUUUAUCCAAAUGGUAUAUGUUAGAUAGUCAUGCUCAACCACCUUGCUACAGACUGCGUCCAAUUUCUUGUCACAUUCCUGGUUUUAAAGAGACGUCGCUUCAAGAUAGAGAAAAGGCUUUCGCGGAAUGGGCUAGUGAGAUAGAUAAGAUGUUGGCCGUGCUAAUUACCGUUUUUUCACAAGAACUGAAAGAUACUUAUUUAACAACAGUAGUUGAACAGGAAGUACAUAAUACAGUAUUUAUGAGUCAAGAACUAGCGAAGAGAUGUAUAUGGUUGAAUAGAAUUUACACUCCAACAGCAAAAACUCCAGAUAAUAUGAGUCCGGGAGAAGCUGAAGCACAUAGAAGAUUAGAUAUUUUACAAAAAGAUUUAAAGAACCAAUUGGCGGAAAAACACAUAGUAAGGAUACCAGUGAAGUAUGUCGAGGGUGGUCUAAACAUUCAAAUUCCAGAACAUGAAGAAUAUUUAGCCAACGUAGUACAUCAUUUGAAAAAACAUCUUAGCGAAAUGAUCAAUACGAUAAUAGAAGAGCACCAGAGCAAAACUAUGCUAAAACCGAGUUUUGGUAUUGAGGCCACGUUGUUUGAAGAACUAAAUCAACAGACCACUUUUUGUCAAAAGGCGGCUCAAUGCAGCACCGAUAGGGAAAAAACCAUAAACGAAGUUAAAGGGUAUAUAAAUGGAAAUAGUACAAAUCCGUUGGUGAUUUACGGGCCCAGCGGAUGUGGAAAAACUACCCUGUUAGCCAGAGUAGCGCAGUGUUGCCAACAAUGGCUACCAGAAGCGUUUUUAAUAGUUAGAUUUAUUGGCAUCAGUGCCCAAUCUAGUACAGUAGAACAGCUUUUGAGUUCAAUUACUAAUCAGUGUUCCAUUUUAAAUUACGGUCACAAAUGUCAUUGUACUCAUAACAUAGAAACCUACCAAAAAGUACUUCCAAAUCUACUAACAGCAAGUUGCCUGCAAAGACCGCUGAUAAUCCUAUUGGACGGUCUGGAUCAAGUACGAGCGUACAGUUCCAAAAACAUAGACUGGCUACCCACGGUCUUGCCAGAUAAUAUUAAACUAAUAAUCUCUGUAUCAGAGCACAGUGAUAUGCACGCCAAAAUUAGCGAAAAGCUUAACCAAGACAAUUUUAUCCAGAUGCCUCUUCUCGGGGAGACUGAAGCCAAGGGGAUCCUGAUGUCUAGUGUGAUGCAAUAUAAUCAUAGCGUUAACUCUAAAAUUCAAGACUGCGUAUUAAAAUCUGUCCAAGAAUGUACCAUUCCUUUAUACUCUAAGGUUUUAGCAUGGCAAACAUCGUGGUGGGUAGAUAAAGAACACGAAAUCGUACCAAAAGGGCAUGUCAACGAUCAACUACACCAAAUGCUGGAGGAACUAGAAACGAUUUUAGGAGAAACUCAAGUCCAACACGCUUUGGCUCUACUAACCUGUACAAAGCAUAGCCUAACUGACUCAGAAAUGAUAGACUUACUAGCUUUCGAUGAACAUUUCAAUACAGAUACAACAUUUGAAAAAUCCUCUCUAUGUGAUGUUUUAGUUUCUUGGGCUCCAGCAUGUAUAACGUGGUCAAGAAUAAAUAAAUACUUAGCUCCAUUCCUCCAUUGGACAUUAACUGGCAAGGUUCUGGGUAUUCAAUGGAAGGAUAAUUUGUUAAAGGAAGCAGCGUCUGAAAGAUUCAAGGAACACAAAAAUUGGGCCCACCAAAUGCUUUAUGAUUAUUAUAAUGGCCGAUGGUGGAACAGUAAACCCACAAGUCUCCAGGCUCGGCUGGUCGUUCAAGAAAAUAUAUUAGGAAAAUGUUAUAACCGCAGGCGACUGGACGAACUUCCCUACCAACACUUCCAACUGCAUUCCAAUCUGGAGAACUCUAUGUUCCUCUCGGAUACUUCCUGGAUAUACGACAAGGUGUGCGGCUCUAACUGUUACCAGAUAUUAGAAGACAUCAACCUUCAUCCUCAAAUCUCAAACCAAUUUACGCUUGUUCUCAAAGACUUCAUUGAAACCCACGCCUCCGUAUUGAACUACGACGGCAAACAAUUCUACUCACACAUGUACAAAUAUUUAACUGAUAAGAUUAGCAAGAAUGAACUUAGUAUAGAAAAUAAUGACUCUAGUUUAUCUAAAGUGUAUAGUGUAUGUAAAUCCCCUCCUGUUUUAUCGCUGAUUGCUAUUAACGAAGCAGAUUCGGUGGAGUCAGACCAGUUUUUGGAGAAGACGACUGAGGAGAAGAAUUUCGAUUUGGUUGUACGACUUCCGAAGACUGAUCAAUUCAUUGUUACCGUAUCUACGAACAACAAAGAGCUUUGUGUAUGGGAUAUUAUCAAUUGCCAACCAGUAAGGAUAUUACAGGGUGUUCCACAUCCCAUUAAUCUAAUACCAAUAGAUGAAUUUAAAUGUAUAGUAUUGUGUAUGCGGGAAUUAAGAACGUUCGAUCUGAAUUCUGGUAGUUUUUUAACCAAAUUGAAGGGUGUCAUGAACCAAAAGAUGCCCUACUAUGGGCUGCACGACCAAUCGCAUCUAGUGGCACUCAGUAGAAAUAGGAUGUACAUCAAUCUUAUGAAUUUAGAAAGUGGUAAUUGCGUAACUACAUUCAAGGCUGGGGAGGACCGCUUUCUCAACUCCCUGCUGGUUUCAGGGGAUGGGAGAGUCCUUGUUUGUGGAGACGAAACGCAGAAGCCCUUUCCGUUGUUAGUGUGGAAUUUAAAGUCUAGAAAAUUAUUAUACGACCUUAGGAUUCCUCAUCAUCAUUUUAUUACAGCGUUGUCUGCUAUAACGUACGAAGGUAACUACGUUUGUUGUGUUUGUUUUGAAAUAGCGGAACCGAAUCCCAAUUUUAUUGUUGUGUAUGAUUUGCAAAGUGGUACAUUGUUCAAGAAAUGGAAGCCAUCUUGCAAUACGGUUUCUCUAGAAAUAAGCUCACAAGGUGGCUGUGUCAUAUCUGGUCUCGAAGAUGCAAGGAUACUUGUUUGGGACCUUAUUACUGGUAAUUGUCGAUGGUCAUUAAGUGGACAUACAGCACCAGUAUCGUCAUUAAAAUUGGAUCCUACGGGAGCAUUUUGUCUUUCCAGGGACUCGGAAUGUAGGGACAGAUCCAUUAGAAUCUGGGAUCUUAAUAAAGGUAAUUUAGUAGCAGUUUACACGCCCAAAACGAAGAUCUCCGCCUGCGAAAUCACCUCCAACGGCCGUUUCGUGGUGCUGGCAUUGGACGGAUGCAAAAAGCUGGUAACCCUCGAGCUAAAAGGUCCGGGCAUCGACGAAACACCCCAAAGCGAAUCGUACGGAGAGGAAGAAAACUCGGGAAAAACAUUCGUGCUACCAGAAAACUGCUGACCAGAAUAAAGGAAUAUUAGUCCAUAAUUCUCAAAUCUUUAACUUUUAGACUAUUACUAUAUGGAUGAGACUUCAAAUGGAAAGGGAAUUUAGUACAGUAUAUGAAGGUAAAAAUCAACCAUUACCUCCGAUUUCGGUGAAUCUACAUCGAUUUUCAUGAAUAUUGGUUAGUGCUUAGAGGAUACUUCAAGAAACAAAAGUGGCAUGAUACCAACUUGCGCUUUUACAAUGGGGGUGGAUGCAACUCCUUCUCGGGGGUAAAAAUUAUUUUAUUAAAAAUACCACCAUAAAUCGAUAGAGGGUCAAAUUCUAAGCAUAAUUUGUUGAAAGAUAAAAGGACAAGUGCGCACUACGUCACUUUUGUUUCUUGAGGUAUCCUCUAACCACUCACAAAUUUUCAUGAAAAUCGAUGGAGGUUCAUACGAAAUCCGAGGUGAAAACCUUCAGUCGCUGUACUAGAAACAGAAUUUUGAACCUCAUCGGUUACUUACAAGUUUUGUCUUAAAGAAACUUCCCGGUGUACAAAUCUAAAUGAUACGUUUUAAUAAUCUCUAUAGUGAAUAGUCAUUUGAACUGUUGGGAUUUGAACUUCAACAUCACGGGGAAAAUUGAUCAAAAGAUGUUGAUUACUUUGAGUUCACUUGAUUAUUUGGUAUAAAUAUUAGAUACUUUUAUACAGUUAGAGAAGUCAGUUUUAUCUACUUCAAAAACACGUUUCUUAAAAACAAAAUUUACUUGAUUUAAGCAUUUGUUUGUAUUUAUACAAACAGUUUUUAAAUCAAACUUACAAACAGCGUAGUCAACAAGCUUCAAGUGAUCCAGAGAGCUAUGGAACGGAGAAUUCUCAGCAUUAAGCUCAGCUAUAGCAAAUCCAAUGAAGAGAUGAAGACGAUACAUCAAAAAUAACAGAUGUGACCCAGAAGAUUGCCAUGUCAAAAUGGAACUGGGCAGGACACAGCGAAAGAAUUAAAGACAACCCUUGGACGAAGAGAAUUCUCGAAUGGCGACCAAAGGCAAGCAAAAAAAGUAGAGGCAGACCUCAAACAAGGUGGACUGAUGACGUCAAGCGAAUGGCUGGCCACAAAUGGAUACAAAAAACAGCAAACAGAUAUGAAUGGACACACCUAAGGGAGGUUUACAUCCGGCGAUGGAUGGAAUAGCUGUUGAUGAUGAUGAUGAGGAUACAAUGAACCUCUUAAUUUUUGGCAUUUGUGGAUUACAAUAAGGCAUUCGAUUCCAUAGAACUCUGGACCGUAUUAGAAGGAAUGAAUAAGGCAAGGAUUUAUUCCAGAUAUAGAAUACUCCUAAAAUACGCUAUCUACGUGAGACAAGGAGACGCUAUCUCUCCAAAAUUGUUUACUUCUGCAUUAGAAGAUGUGUUCAAGAAGUUGAAUUAGGAACAACGCGGAAUUAAAAUUGAUGGCAGAUUUUUAAGUCUUCUAAGAUUUGCCGAUGAAAUCGUACCUAUUCAUAAGCAACAAUACAGAGGAACUAACCUACAUGUUAAAGGAGCUUAAACAAUAAUCUGAGAAUAUCGGUUUAAAAAUGAAUAAAACAAAAGAGAUGACAAAUCAAAAUAGCAGUAGAAAGACUCAGUGAUGUGUAUUCAAUAAUAAUUGUAUUCUACCAGUUAUGACCUAUGGAAUGAAGACUAUACUCCGGUCAACUUACACAUCCGAGGUUACAAAAAUUACCAUCAAGCUUAAAAUUGGCAGGAUUGUUCAAAAUACCAUCAUAAAUUAAAUCUAAAAAGUCCUCAUAAAUCCGACCCGAGCUAAAAAAUGUACGCGCGGGGUCAAAGGUCAUAAAAUAUAGUUUUUAGCGAUUUUCAGCGAAACGAUAAGUUUUAUCAUAAAAUUUGUUCUAACACAAAAUAUAAAUUAGAUAAUUAUCUAUAAAAAAUGUCUUAUUACUUUUUUUCCUAAGAGCCACCGUUUUUGAGAUACAAUGAUUCAAAAAGUUGUAAUCGUCAUAAUAUGCGCACACGUUUCCAUACCACCUUUGAGGUAAUGUACUUAUCGCGUUUUUUAACGUGGUUUCCCUAGUAGACCUGUUCCAUGGAUCUAUUAUGAUUCUGUUUAAUUUGAAGCUAUUGAAUAAUUGAUAUUGGCAAGGGUUAAAAAUGAUAAAAGUUAUAAAAAGCGGUAUAAAUAAAAAAAGGAAAUUUAUCCAACUGGUUCAUAACUUUCUAAUACUUCUGCUUCCUCUUCUCCUUGUUAUUCUUCUUCUUCUUUUUGUUCUUCUUCUUCUUGUUCAUUCUGGGUGCAAGUAAAUUGCCCCAAUAAUGAAACAUCGCAUGGCUCCUCGAUAUAAUCAAAUUAAUCCUCAAUUGUUGGUGAUUCAACAUUGGAGCACGACAGGUUUGGACAAUUCGUUCAUGCUACCGAACAAAACAGUCCAACUUUUUGCAACCACGUUUAGCGCUACAUCCUUUUUUACAGUUGCAAAAAAUUGUGUUCAGGAGAAGAAAGCUAAUUCUGUUGGAAAUAACUUCUUGUGGAGUUGAAUUACUUUUUUUUAACUUCAGCAUAUUCAAGUAAUAUAUUAGGUUUAACACGUAUUUUUCACUCUGGAGUAGUACUAGAAUCAAGACUAAUUAAUACCUCGAGGGUAUCAUACCUGAAGGAUCUCGCCACCCAGGAAGAUAACGGUGUUAUUUGCAUAAUAGUAAACAAACUAAAUUUGCAUAAAGUUUAUUGUAUAUUGAAAUGUUUAUUAGUACUUAGCAAUAAACAUUUUGCCUAGAAAGUUGGCUUUCAUUAUUAUGUUCAAACCCUUCUGAGAAAAGAAUAGGUAGGGUGAUUAGAUUAGCGGACGUACCGAUAGAACGUGUUUAUUCCGACAAAACCCAUCUUUACAAAUUGAAUAAGACGCAUAAGUAAGAAGAAUUGUUAUAAGUUAAUACUUUGUCAUAUCAAUUUUCUAUUUUUGUUGGGAGUAAGCCGUAAAAUUGAAAUAAUAAUUCUUAUUAUUUUCGCGUUACAUUCACUUUGUAAAGAUUUUUUUGUUGGCACUGUAAUAUAAUACAGCUUAUACAUUGCAUCCCUCGGUAGACCGCAAGCUGUAUAGUAGAAACAUUAUCAUAUUUAUAAUAUCUUAUAUUAUUAUGUGUAAUAUAAGUUAAGUUGACCGAUAGAAUAUUAUGCAUACUUGUAUUACAGCUUCAGUGAUGUAUAUACGUGGUGUACUAAUACAUAUUUAUUAUGACGAUUAGAACUCUUUCAACUCUUUGAAUCGUUGUAUCUCAAAAACGGUGGCUCUUACCAAAAAAAGUAUUAAGAUAUUUUUUAUAGAUAAUUAUCUAAUUUACAUUUUUUGUUAGAACUAAUUUUAUGAUAAAACUUACCGUUUGGCUGAAAAUCGCUAAAAACCAUAUUUGGUGACCUUUGACCCCGCGUAAAUUUUUUAGCUCUGGUCGGAUUUAUGAGUACUUUUAGAUUUCAUUUAUGAUGGUAUUUUGAACAAUCCUGCCAAUUUCCAGCUUGAUGGUAAUUAUUGUAACCUCACUCCUAUUUUUGAGUCUAACUAGACCCACGGUUCUUAGACAUUACUACGGUUGCCUAAAUCGACUAACCAAUGAACAUUAAGGGUGAGAUUACGUCACGAGAGUUUACUGUCAUUUGAAUCGUAAUAUGAUUUUUUUCGAAUCCUGAGAAAACCAAGUAUUUUAGAAAAAUUUAAACGCAGGAUGCAAAAUUACAUUAUUACCGAGGGCGGAAAGCCUCUUAGAAUAAACAAGCAGAUUCUAUUGAAUGAAAUAUUUGAAAUUAAAUAUCACACUUCUCUUUUAUUUUCAGCCCUGUAACUUAUUAAAACAAACAUUAUAGAAGUUUUCAGGGACUUUCAGCCCUCGGUAAUAAUGUAGUCUUUCAUUCUGAGUUUAAAAUUUUCAAAAAUAUUUAUUAGUUUUCUCAGAAUUCGAAAAAAAUGAAUACAAUUAAAACACAUUGAGAAUUUUGACAUGCGUCAAAGUUUUGCAUUAACUCAAUGUAAAAUUCUGAACUGUUGAAUUCCAGCUUCCCUAAUAAUUAUUUUACAUCAAAAGACAUUAGAAACUAUUUGAAGAGGAUUGAAAUCUGUAUUGGACAUAACUGUUAAAAUUGGUCUACGUAAUUAAACAUAUUCCAAAAUUUUGUAAAAAUGUAAUACAUUUUAGUUUUCAGCCCAAACUUAGGCCACACACAAUGCAAUAAUGUUCACAUUUUUGAACUGUCAAUAUUUUUAUUUUAUCAUCUAUUAUUUAAAAAUUAUACAGUUGAUAAGAUACCCUCAGUUGCGGAGAAAGGAUUAAUAAUAAAGAUUUUUUUAUUCAGUCAAUGGUGUGAGCACUGUCAGUUAAAUAGUAACGUGUGGCCUUAGGCUAAGGCUCCACGGGCAACAAAUCUACGCUAGCAGUAGCCGUAAAACGAACUUAAGGUUCCGCGGAACGAAAUAGGAAUAGCCGAACUGAACCGACUACGAACUUGUGCGUAGUCGGUUCAGUUCGCCUAUUCCUAUUCCGUUCCGCGGAACCUUAAGUUCGUUUUACGGCUACUGCUAGCGUAAAUUUCUCGCCCGUGGAGCCUUAGCCUUACUUAUACACGCAUACCUAUUGUGGCAAAUGUAUCAUAUUUUUCAAAAUUUUGGAAUGCAUUAAAUCGUAGAACAAUUUUAACUUUUGAUUUUAAUACAGAUUUUAAUUCUCUACAAGUAUUCUCUCAUGACUUUUGAUGUAGAAUAAUUAGGGAAGCAGGAAUUCAACAAUUCAGAAUUUUACAUUGAGUUUCCUAUGGCCCUUUUUACGAUUCACCACCCGGUAUAAGAUAAAAUGUAUACUAUUUGUCUUAUUAUUUCAUAAUAACACAAAUAAUACACAUAUAUACACAAUAACACACAUUCAAUGAUGGAAAAUAAUUUAAAAAUAUGGGAAUGUAAACUCUUGUGACGUAAAAUCAAAAAUAUAAGUCUCCCCACCACCGUCGGACAAGACAACCGUAAUAAAGUCUAAUAACCGUGAACUAGACCGGUCUACUAUGACAUUUACAGAGUUAUCAGCCAAUAGGGCUUUUCAUUCACAGUCAUUUGUUUCGAACUUAUGUCAUGUGUCGUCUAAUAUUAAUAUAUCUACGUCAUACGUUAUUGGUAUUGUCAAUGAUACAAACCAAAGACGUAUUACGUAGAUAUAUUAAUAUUAUGUGACACAUGACAGAAGCUCGAAACAAAUGACAAUCGAUGAAAAGCCCUAUAGAUUGAGAAUGACACAGAGAGCGAGCGAACGAGCUAUGUUAGGAAUAUAUCUGAGGGAACAUAUACGAAAUGAGGAUGAGGACGUGCGUAGCAGGACGAAGGUGGAAAAUGUAAUUGGAAGAAUUACGCAAAUGAAAUGGAACUUGGUAGGAUACGUGGCACGACAAAACAUCUUAAGGUGGACGAGAAACAUUGUACAUUGGAAACCACGCGAGCACAGUCGUAGUAGAGGAAGGAGGAAGACCACAAGAACGAUGACUAGACGACAUCAAAGCAAAAAUGGGGAGAAACUGGCACCCAAAAUAGAACAAAGCAGAGGAGAAUGGAGAAUUCAUGGGAAGGACUUAUCCAGGACUGGAUGCAAACAGGCUGGAGAAUGAAGAAGAGAAGAAGAUGUGUUUAUAAAACUUUUUUAUUAUUCAACAUAAGCGAAUGAAUCAAAAAACAUAAUGUUAAGAAAACAUGAGGCUAUAGUUGGGUUUUAUUUUCAAUAUUUUAUACCUAUAAGUGCUAGAAUAUUCCACAGGGUGACGCGAACUUUGUGAAAAAUUCACAGUUUGAUUGGUACACCCGGUAUACAAUGAUAAUUUAUCUGUCUAGCAACAAUAUUACCUAUUACAGUGAUAUUGUUAAAGAAUAAGGCUAUGACAUGUAUUAAAAAAAUCACUUAAAUUGGAUAACAUGUUUAGGAAAUUCGAGACAUUAAAAAUUACCAAUUUUUAAGGUAAUGCGUUAAUUUCUUGGAGAAUUAUAUUACAGUGACUUAAUUACUUUUUGACACAUUUUCAAUACCUAAUAGUUUUAACCAAAAGAAGUAGAUAUAACUGACUAAAGCGCCAAUUCUAUUUAAAUUUUAGAGUGAUCUGUGCUGGUUUCAGAUCUAGUAGAUAUUUUAUGUUUUAAGAAAUUUAUUUUUAAAAUUAUUUGUACAGAUAUUUUUGUCAAUUGCCAUCUGCUGGUUUCAGAUUUAUAUAAACACAUUUUUUAAUAAAAUGGCUAACUUACAGCUUAAUCGGACUUUUUAGAAUAAUAUUUUUUUAAGUUUUAAUGCAUUUUUCACUAUUUGUUUCAUGUGUAAUGUAUAAACUAAAUGAUUUAAUAAAAGGAAUAGGAUGGGAGGUAGCAUUACACUUAAGGAAGAAUCAAAAUAUAAAAAUUAAAUCUUGUGACUAUUGUGACUUCGUUUCGACAGCUUUCAACCCAUCAUUUUUAAAGCGAGUAAAGCUUUAAACCGCCUACCAGCUAUUUAUAAAGAAUCUCACAUAAAGUGGAAUUCAACCACUUAAUCGGAAUAAAAUGUACUUUCGGUAUAAAACAUUAUGUAUUUGCAAAAAUGACAUUAACCCAGAUAGCACAAGUACGUUUUAUGGACAUCCAAUGGACGUACAUCUGUGUACAUUGGAACGUCCAAUGGACGUCCCGCUAAGGUACAAUGGACAUCCGAUGGACGUCCAACGAAUGUCCAGAGUUCACAAAAUUGGACGUACAUAGAACGUCCGCUACAAACGUACAUUGUACGUUGUAUUGGAGCUUUCAGUGUACACCUUAUUUGUAGGGCACUUUUCAGAAAGCAAUCUAGUAUCCAUAAUUUUGUGAAUACAUAGCAAAAAGCCUUUAUAGGAAAUAGUUCCUUAUAAUACUAAACUUAUACUUAAAAAUAUUACACAAAAGACCUUUUUUAUUUCUCUUUACUAUAACUUCAUUAUAAUAUAUACUUUAUUAUAGGAACUAGGAACUUCAUUAAUGCACGACUGCACUUGCACGAUAAACAGAAAACACAAAUAUAUCACAGGAUGUAUUUUCAUAAAGACGAGAUUCAGAUAAUGACGCCCUAGGAAGCAUGCACAUUAAAAGAGGUUUAAUCUCUGUUCUGUUUCUGUUCCAAACUAUUUUUAGAGUCAGUACCGUUGUUGUAUAUUACAAGCGCGUUUGCCAUUCUGUGAAUUAUCAUAAAUAAACCAUCCUUCAGUAUUCCACAACAAUUAACAUCGAUAAUCCCCUAAAAGUACCUGAUAUACUACCUUUCACGACCGAUAGCGCGAAGAGCGACAACGUUGUCAAGAAGAUUCUCAUUUAGUUUGUAUUGGGAUUUAAUAUAAUAGUCGCGUUUUGUGUAAAAUAUCCAUGGACCACAAAUGGAUGUCCAAUGUACGUUGAAAUCAAACGUCCAAUGGACGUCCCGUAAUGUACGUACAUAGUACGUCCAGUUUUGGUCCAUGGACGUUUGGACUUUAAAUGUACGUUAUAUGGACGUACAUCGGACGUUGUGUGCUAUAUGGGAAGUCUAUUGAUGUGUCACCACAAACCACAGACCACAAACUUGUAUAGGUAUAAAUACUGCUAAUUCAGUUUACAGAGUUUUCCCAGCAAUUUUUCUCAAUAGUAUCCAUAUUCUAGCUAUCCAAAUUUCAUUCUGUAGAUAAUCUUCAAGGCUUAUGAGGAAUAAACAUAUUUUUUAAGUACAAUGCUACCUCCUGGUAACACUUUGUAAGAAAGUCAUGUUCAGUUUAUGUAAAAUCAACAAAAAAUGUAAAACGUUAACUGAGACACUUAAGUCAGAAUAUUAAAAUACGAAGCAAAAUACUUAUUGACUUUUUUAAAAUACUGAGUACUUCAUAGUUUAUACAAGUGGCCGGACAGAUAACCCGAAUUGACACCAGUUGAUUUUUUUUUCUCUGUGGUUAUUAAACUAACUUAAAAGAUGUAGAAGAUCCCAUAUGACGUGAAAUGUAGAAUUACUAUAUAAAGGUUCAAUAGUGGAAGACCUUCAGAGACUUUUAUAUCAAUUUAAUUAAACAACAAGAAAGUUCAACAUGAUAAUAUCAAAAAAUAAAACAAAAAGUAUGGUAAUCUCUAAAGAUCCAAUAAGGUGCAAGCUGGAAGUGGACAGCAAAAUAAUCCAGAAAGAAAGAAAUAUCAGCUACCUUGGAGUACUAUUAAUGCAAAGUUAUGGAGAUACAGAAGCGGAAUUUGCGUAACAAAUAAACAAAGCCAACAGAAUUGAAAGGUGUCUUAAAUACACUAUCUGGCGCAACACACAUCUACGGACGGAAACAAAGGCCAAAAUCAGGCCCGGCCCCAGGGGCGGCCGUCCAGGACGGUAAAUUCAGGGGCGGCAAAUUUUAGAGGACAGCCAAUUUUUGAAAUUGAAGAAAUAAAAUAAUAAAUUAUGUUUUUAAUAUUAUAAAAAAUCAAUAUUAUGAACAAGUGGGGCAAAAAUGCAACUGUAAAAACGAGAAUUAAGUAAGUGAAACAAUAACAAUUGCAAGGUUCAUUCGACGGAAAAUCGACAACACCGCCUUCUUCUUCAUCGCAUAAGAAUAGUAGGAUCAGAACUAAACAAAAUUCACUGAAAUUCUCUUAAAAUUAACUUUACUGAAAAUGGAUAUAAUAAUUAGAAACAUAUAGCUGAAGCUUUGUCCAGCCACGCUAAGUCUCCAGCUCAUCUACAGUCACAGCGACAGUGGGUAGAACUAGCAAUUAGACUAGAAUCGAGCAAAAUCAUAGAUGAAGAAACACAAAAAGUUCUAAAUUCACAAAUUGGUCAUUGGAAAAAUGUAAUACAACGACUUAGGUAUGUCAAUAAUACAGUUCUUAGCACAACAGUGUCUUCCAUUGAAGGGCGAUUCCGAUAAACAUUUUCAUCAAAACAAUGGUAAUUUUUUCAAGUUUUUUGAGCUCUUUAAAAAUUUUGAUUCUUUUUUAACAAGAAAUUUUAACAACAAAAUUUUAAUUUUAACAAUAAAUUUCAACAAAAUUUUACAAGAGCACAUUAGGAAAAUAACUAAUGGGAGUAACAAGCAGCAUCACUACUUGAGAAAACGUAUUCAAAACGAAAUUAUUCAGCUCCUCCAUGACCAAAUCAAAAACAAAAUUUUAAACUUUUUGAAAUCAGCAAAGUAUUAUAGCAUAAUUUUAGAUUGUAUAUCUGAUAUUGCUGGGACUAUAGAUGAUUAUUGGGGCUAUAGAUGACUAUUGUUGUACAUUUUGUCAACUUACGUUCUGGUUCACAAAGUGUUAAAAUUGAAGAACAUUUUCUUGGAUUUGUGCCUGUAGUGGAAACCACUGGCUUGGGAGUUACAGAGUCCCAGAAUGAACUGGGAAUACCUCUGGAAGAUAUAAGAGGACAAGGGCAUGAUAAUGGGGCAAACAUGGAACAGAAGAACUUGGGAGUUCAAAACAGAGUGUUAAAAAUGAAUUUUUUGUCAUUUUUUGUCCCAUGUUCUAGCCAUUCACUUAACUUAGUCGUGAACGAUGCUGCUAAAGCCUCACAGUUUGCAGUUUCUUUCUUUUCCUUAGUGACAAAAAUUUACUAAAUUAACUGUUUCUCAGCAUUUAUUCAUCGUUGGACUUUGCUGACACAUCAUAUUUCUAGCCUAACAUUGAAACCUUUGUCCGAAACUAGAUGGAAAAGUAGAAUAAUUGAUGCAAUUACUCCCAUUAGAUACCAAAUUGAAGAAAUUUACGAUGCUCUUGUAGAAAUCACUGUGAAUAAAAACAACGAUAAAAUGGUUGCUCAUGAGGCAAGCUGUUUGGAAAAUCAAAUCCGUGAUUUUACUUUUCUUUGCUCUGUGGUAAUAUGGCAUGACAUUUUACUUCUUCACAUCAACGUAGUCGCGUAUGCAGAGUAUUGACAUGGAAGCGUAUCAGUUUAUUAGAAAAUUCGGAAAUCCAUUUUAACUCUCUCAGAAGUGAAGUGACAGACGCAAAAGAGCUCAUCAAAGUUAGAAAUUGAGAACGCGAAAAGGAGGCACAAUAAUAGCCAGAAAGAGGAAAGUGAAAAGACAAUUUGGCCAUGAGGCUGAAGAUGAAAGUAUGGACCUAGAUCCAGAGACACGAUAUAAAGUUGAGUUCUAUUUAAAAAUUAUAGCACAACUGUGCAUGCAAGUGAUAGAUUUAAGCAAAUUAAGAGCCAUGGUGAAAUUUUUGAGUUUUUGGGUAUACCAAGGGGGGCGGCGGUCGCCGAUCUUGUCCAGGGCGGCAAAAUUCCUAGGGCCGUGCCUGGCCAAGAUUUAUAGUAGACAGUAGUUAGGCCAAUUAUGACUUACACUGCGGAAACAAGACCUGACACCACAAGUACAAAAAGACUGAUGAAAACCUGGGAAAUGAAAAUAGUCCGAUAUAUCACAGGAAAAUCAUUAUGGAACAGACAGCGUAGCACAGACCUCAGGCAAAGCUGUAAUAUAGAGAACAUAAAUGACUGGACACUGAAAAGAAAAAAAGAAUGGUAUAACCAUAUAAGCAGAAUGGGAGAAGGAAGACUGGUAAAGAUAUAGCACGAGACAGAUCACCAAACGGUCGAAGGAGUGUAGGAAGGCCAAGGAAGAGAUGGAGUGACAACCUGGAUAUCUGAUGAGGAGGCAUCCGAAGAUUGAACAGGCCCGAGCCUAUUAAGGAAGCAGGAAGAAGAAGAAGAAGAAGAAGAAGAAGAAGAAGAAGAAGAAGAAGAAGAAGAAGAAGAAGAAGAAGAAGAAGAAGAAGAAAGUUCAAUAGUUCAGUUUAAUGAGUUUUAAAUGUUUGUUUCAAAUUACCUAUGAUAUAUAUAAAUAUCAAAAAUUCUCGAAGAAAAGAUAUACUGCAACGCUGUAUUCGUAGAUAUCUCACAAGCGUUUGACAAAGUUUGGCACAGAGGUCUGCUUUACAAAGUAAAAUUAGCACUAUCUAGUAACUAUUUCCUCCUAAUCAAAUCCUACUUAUCAAAUAGAUAUUUUUCAGUAAAAUUCAAAGACCAACAAUCCAGCCUCUGUCCUAUUAACUCCGAAGUUCCGUAAGGUAGUGUUCUCGGGCCGCUGCUGUUCUCACUCUACACAGCCGAUAUACCAGAGUCUCAUAAUACUACGAUCGCUUCCUUUGCUGAUGACGUAGCAAUACUAGCUGUAAAUGAAGAUCACAUACAAGCCUCACAAGACCUGCAACACCAUCUGGACAUACUCAGUGAAUGGUACACAAAAUGUCGAACAAAAGUGAACAAAACAAAAUCAUCUCAAAUAACGUUUAUCAACCGCCACAACACAUGCCCACCUGUAAGAAUGGAAAAUUAACGAAUACCAACAGUAACAGACGCUAAAUACCUUGACCUUCAUCUUGACCAACGUCUUACAUGGAAGAAACAUAUAGACCAAAAGAAGACAACUAGACUUGAAAUUCCGGCAAAUGUAUUGGCUCCCUGGACGCAGAUCAAAACUCAACAUCCAAAACAAAAUUCUUCUGUACAAAGCAAUACUCAAACCUAUUUGGUACUACGGACUACACCUCUGGGGCUGUGCAAAAGUCAACAUCACUGAAUAUCAUCCAAAGAUUUCAGUCUAAAGUUCUAAGAUCAAUAGUGGAUGCACCAUGGUACGUAACUAAUCAAACACUUCACGAAGACUUAAAUAUACCUUUCAUCAGAGAAGAAAUCCAUCGAGCCACAGAGUCACAAAAUCAGCGUACCAUUCACCAUGACAAUGAGUUAGUAAGGGAAUUAUUCCAUAAUGGCCCUGCCACAAGGAGACUAGAUAGAACCUGGCCUCAGGACCUAUUUUAAAACUUAAACAUAAAUAGAAUAAGAUGAGACAUCAUUGGAAGUCUCUUCUUCAUGCCCAAAAACAUGGAACAAAUUUACUUAAUACUCUUUUAAUGAUGUAGAUUGUAAAUAAACAUAAUUACAUAAAGAAAAAUUACCUAUGAAUCAUUAUGUUGUCGAAAAUAAGUAAUGACUGAACUAAACAUGGCUUAAUACUUUUGAGACACUAUUUUAACAACAUUUGUCAGUAAAUCGAAAUAUACAAAUUGAAUACAUUCAAAAAUAAAUAUAAAAUAAAUAUAAUUGGUAAAUGCAGAAGAAACCUGUUUUAACUUUCAUCAGAAAAAUAAAAAUGGCCUGCACAAACGAAAUUGCUGUUUUAAACAAAUAAAUUACCUAUAUUUUACAAAAAUUUUAACAUUAUCAAAGCAAACGAUAGUCUGAAACUUUUUCUGAAUUAGCUGCAUUUUAACUGGAUUUUAAAAAUCUUAUCAAUCAAAUAUAGGUACGCUUAGAAAUGUUGCACAAAAAUUGAUUAUUAUUUUAGUUAUUAGCUAUCAUCAUGUCAGCGGAUUCAGAAAACAAAUAUUUAUGUACGAUGGUUGAUUUCUUUUUACUGAGCCUAAAAUUAUUUUUAUAAAAUUUAUAUAAAGAAAUGUUUCAUUCACUGCAUUGUUUUAUAACAGAAAGUUUUUAACAUCUAUCAAUUUAAUCUAUCUUCUUCUUGACUUGCCUUACAACUCGGGGUGAGUCCUCCAUCUUCUAUGGUCUUGUGCUUAUAUUUGCUUUUGCUUGUGUGACUGUCUUUUUCACCAAUCCUCUCUGCCUGUAAUAUUCUUCUUUAUCUUCUUCUAAUCCCGUUUCGAUGUAUUUUUUCCAUGCCAUUUUCUUCUUUUUUAUUUCUGUUUUCACUUCUUUAUUCCACCACAUUGUCCUUUUCAAUUGAUUAUUACAUUUUUUGAUUCCACAUACUUCAGCUGUUAUUUUCUUUAAUACUUCCCUGUAAGUAUUGCAUCUUUCUUCCAUUUUCCAUGUUUCUUUUUGGCACUCUGUCUGCCUCAAUCUUUUAUUGGUUUCCUUCUUGUAAAGUUCUCGCACACGUUCUAUCGUUAGUUUGUUUACUUUUACUUUCUUGUACUCUUUUCUUUCCACCUCCUCUAUUUUUUCAUCCUUCAGUUUUGCAAAGAUAAACCUGUGUUGUGUGGACAGCUCCGGUUCUUUUUCCGUUAAGAUAUUUUGUAUUUUUUGUUCCCAAUUUCUUGUAUAUACCUACUAUAUAGCCAAUUAAGCUCUUUCGACUAAGCAUAUUUGUCUUCAAUGGUUUGUUCACUGAAUGUGUUUCCUAUUAUCAGGUCAUUCGUUUGGCAGAAUUCUAGCAUUUUAAUUCCAUUUCUAUUUAGUGUUUCUUCCCCAUAUUGUUCAAUACAUCCUAAUCCCCUAUUAACGUCCUUACCUACUCUAGAAAUCCAAUAUCCUAAUAUUAUUAUUUUUUCUCCUGUCUCUCUUAACUUAUCUAAUGUAUAUUGGAGUUCGUUCUGAGACGGCCUACUGAUCUUCUGCCGUCUGUUCUGUCAAAGAACACUAUCUUUAACACUCUGUCUUCCUCUGAUCUUACCACAUGGCCUGCCCAUCUUUUCCGGCUAUAGCUUUUAUAUGUCUGACGAUGUUUUCAGUACCAUACAAAGUCACCAAUUCAGCAUUGCGGCGCCUUCUCCACUCUCCUGUCAAUUCAUCUCUUUGAGUGCCAAAUAUCGUUCUGAAAACUGUCCUUCCAAAUAUGUACCAGCAGCUUAUUUAUUUCCCGCUUAUGUAUUUUCACUUCCACAUGUAACAACUGGGCGAAUAAUUGAUAUGUGCAGUGCAGUCCCAAUUUAGAUUUUUUAACAGCUUAGAUCUUAAUAUGUAAUGAUAAUAGGGAGUAUAAUGCUCUAUUCCCAGCAGCUAUCCUUGCUGAAACCUAUUUUUCUUUGUGGUUGUCAUCUGUGAUUAGCGCCCCCAAAUAUUUAAACGGUUUUACUACUUCGAACUUGUGUUCAUUAAUAGUUAUGUUCUGUCUUUGAAUUAUUGGUUACUAACCACAUGUAUUUUGUCUUCUCUUGAUUUAUUCGAAGGCCCAGACUAACUGUUUCUUCCUCGAGCUGUGAAUACACCUCUUUCACGUCUCUUGUAAAAUGAGCAACUGCAUCUUCUAGGUCAUCAGCAAAGGCCAACAAUAGUUUUGAUCCUCAAUUCGCAAAUCCUACUGUCAGCUCAGAUAUUUUACUGAUUGCAGAUUCUAAGGCUAAAUUGAAUAGUAACGGUGAUAAGAGGUCUCCAAAACACCGUUUUCUAGAAAAAUCGAUUUGAAAAUUUUUCGUUUCCUGAAUUUGAAAAAAAAAUGAAAAACAUUUAAAAAAACGGUGUGUUUUACCAAUUUAAAGCAAGAAUAACUUUAAGUACUAGAAUACCUCAUAAUUUAAUAAUCUAGUGUCAAAAUUUUUUAAAAAUUAAAGACAAAAAAGUUAUUCGAUAAAAUAACCGUUGCCCUACCCAAAACGGACCCAUAUGACCGGUACUAGAAAUUCGUAAUUAAUGAAAUCGAUUCAUCUCUAGAAUAUAAAAUAUAGUACCUACCAGUUUUCGUUUUCCUAAAUAGUUUGUCGAAAUUUUUUUUUGAUAUUCAAAAAACGAAAAAUUUCCAAAUCGAUUUUUCUAGAAAACGGUGUAUCCUAUCGACUUAAAGUAAGAGUUAGCACUAUAAUACCUUACAUUUUAAUAAUCCUGACUCAAAAAUGCUUAAAAAUUAAAAACAAAUUAGUUAUACGAUAACUGUUGCCCUACCCAAAACGGACGCUUAUGACCGGUACUAGAAAUUCGUAAUACAGUACAACCUGCCAUAUCCGGACCUCCCCAUAUCCGGACGGUUCUGCUGUCCGGAUCUACCAAAAUCUACCGAGAAAGGCAGUCCUGCUGUUGGACAACGCACCCUAUCAUCCCGACCCAAAAGAACUAAAAGAUGCCGAAAUAAUGUAUUAUAUAAAACGUGUCUAUCGACGAAAGUUAUUGACGGCGUUGAUUACUGAAAUGUAUGAGGAGAAAACGUUUUAGAGACUAUAAAAGAAGUUAUCUUGAUAUCCGGAUUUUUUCAUAUCCGAAUCGGUCUGUCGCCACAUUGAUCCGGAUAUGGCAGGUUUUACUGUAGAUGGAAUCGAUUUAUCUCUGAAAGAUAAAUAUGCGUACCAAUUUUCGUUUUUUUUUUUUUAAUAGAAGCGUUCUGGAGACAUUUAAGAAAAACUAAUUACCAGACGCCAUCUUCAAAUAGCUCUUAGCUCCCUUAGGAAGCAGUUUCGGACUAGGUGAAUUUGGUUAAAUUAUCUUAAUAUUAUCUGAGAAAUCUCCCGUCUUCGUUUGUCGGUGGAGUUUCUGGACACCCUGUAUAGGCUCAGUAAGAAGAAAUCAUCCCUCACGUUAGUUGGCAAGACGAUUUUUUUAUUGGACUGAAAAAUUAAUUAGAUCCAACGGUGUUCAUUAUAUUUGUUCUAUUAUUUGUAACUGUAAAAAAUAUUCCCAUCUGGUAUGUGGAACAACAUUAAUUCAUUAAAAUAUUAUAUUUGUAUGUUGUGAGACUUGUGUAUAAAUAAAUGUAUUAAACAAUG